AUGAACAAAACUCACCCCCAGAGAAACGGUCAUGUAGCUACUUUUGAUUCAAUGAAGCCCUUCUCUAAAGAAAGAGGUUGCUGCGAGCCACGUGGUGCCUGCAUGGGCUGCACACGGAAAUGCAUCUGCAUUUCUGCCGCAGCACUGCUCCUCCUCGCUACCACUGUGGGCUUGGCGGUGGCCCUGGGACUCCUGUCACACACACCAGUGAACCGCUUCUGUACAGCCUUCAAUAACCGGACAGGGUUCUUGUGCGAUGACAGCGUGACUUGCAUCCUGGCCAGCCAGGUCUGUGAUGGACUCAGUAACUGUAGGAAUAGAGAGGAUGAGCAGGAGGAACUCUGUGGUGACUUGCCCAACAGCCUUCCAGGAUACCUGGUUUUCAGAUGCAGUAACCCUGCGUACUGGAUCUAUGCUGAUCAGAGGUGCAACAGGAUGAACGACUGUGGAGACUGUUCUGAUGAGAUGGGGAGCUUGGCCGCCUGCCCACCAUGUGGGUUGGAGUGGUGGAGCUGCAGUCCUGUGCUCUAUGAGUACUGCUCCUGCAUCCCCAGAAGGCUGUGCCGGGAUGGCAUCCAGCACUGCCUCAGCUGGUCCGAUGAGUAUAUCUGCAGACCGUGAAGCUGUGGCACCAAGGAGCACUGGAGACCGCAGGGUACUUCCUGCAUUGUCACCUAUAAGUCUUGGUGUCCUUCUGCUCUGCCACCUCCUUGGGAAGCUCCAACUCAAGCAGAUCCUCAGCAGCGGCACACUGACUGGUAUGCAGUGACAUGGAAUACGGACAAAAUGCGUUUGGCAACCUGUGUGCAGGUUAGACACUGCUUGUGGGAUGCCUUCACAUGUUGUCAUGGCAUAUGAGCGUGAGUCCUUUCUACACAGGCAGAAGCACUGUCUUGCAGCAUUGACUCAAUAGCUUGAUGGAUUGAGCGCAGGCUGCUGGAGAUCGGUUACCAGCUGCUGCCUGCACAGACACUGCCUGAAAAAGCCUGGGUGAGGGGUUUCUCCUGUAGGGACACACUGGUGCCUUUGCAGGCAGCUAGAUGAGGGUACAUUGAGGACUACCCUAAAGAGCAGGAGCUGAGUCAGGUGAGCCUUUCUAGUCCUUGAGUCAGCAUUUCCCUUCGACAUGUCUUCAUGCUCCUGAUCUUCAUGAGCAGGAGAAGAAGACAGUGUUUGUGUUCAGAGAAUGUCUGCAGCAGAUGUUUUCAGCUGUGGCUUUGAAGGCUCUGCAUUGAUGCACCCAGGGUGCUUCCUUGGGACCCUGGUGCUGAGGAUGGUACAGUGGGGAGCUGCUGUACAGGCCGUGCCCCAUGUUCUUUUCAAACCAUGAAGGGCCGAAGCGGCAAGCACAAUGGCAAGGAAAACUGAAGUGGGUGUUGCAGGGUUUGUAGAAAUAAGUCACUGUGUCCCUGUGACCGUGUAGCUGUCCCUGCAGGGCAGGGAACUGGAGCGUACAUAAAAUGUACUUCUCUCUCAGGGCUGUGUGGUUCUGGAGCUGCUCGGAGGGCUGACAGCAGCCGUGAGGCUGGGAUAAGUUUGCACUGAAGUUGGCAAGUGAGAAAGGGGAAAAAUGUCACAGCCUCGGAGCAGAAAGCAGCAGAAAACCAAGUGCCGCAGCUGCUCCCAGAGCAGUGUGGAAUGACACAGGGUCUGCUUGCUGUUUGUCUUGUUCCUCUGCCAGCAGAGAAGGAUCAAGCAGCCAAACCUUCAAAGCAGCCCUCAGGAUAGAUAUGGAUGUGCCACUAAAGUUUAAGAAAGAAAAGGUCUUUCUCUGCUCCUUUGAAAAAUCUCAUCUGUGUCUAAAACAUCACCUCUGAUAAAAAUCUGCACUUACACUAAGUGUCCCUACUUUUCUAGGCCCAAAAUAAACAUCAGGCGAUAUUCUUCCCACCACCAUCCCGGGUUGUAGAUACUUAAAAAUAACCCCCCAUCCACUCGUUUCCUCUCUGUCCUGUGAUCUGCAGCUCAGCACAUCACCAUGACAUGUAUCAACCGUGAAUGUUUCUUCUAAUCUGUAGCCGGGAUACAGCCAGAGAUCCAAGAGAUCUCUUAAAAAUAACUUUACUGUAUUCUGACUCAUGCUUCACCUGGAACUGAGAUGGCAAAACUCUGCAUAAUGGAACCGGUAAUACAGGCAAAUUUUAAAGCUGCGUUUAAAAAUCUGUCCUUCUCCAUACCUCGCUAGGAUGGAUGGCUUGCUUUUUCCAUGCCUGUAAAAUAUGAUUGCUGUGCAUUCAGUGCUGCAGCUCAGAAGAGAGGUUAGGUGUUUUCUAGGUAAGCAUUUCUCGCUUGCAAACUUCCAGCGUCAAUCAAGCCUCUGAAAUCAAGAUGCACAUUUUGCUGGAGACACAGACAUUCUAAUGCUUCAGCAAGGCUGAGGUGGGGUUUGUAAAUAAAGCCAGGCUUACUGGACUUGCUAUUGUUCCUCUUGUUACCUCAAAAUAUGUUCUGGGGAAUCAAUAAGGAAGACUUACAGUAUUUCUUAAGAAGAGCAUAAAGAGGGAUGGUUCAGUGGCAGCGGUACCAGGUCAGCCCCUCCUUCCUGGAGAAGGAGAGCUUCUUUCUGAUCCAGACUGGGGCAGCCACAGACUGUUUGCCUGCUCCUGGGGUUUGAAGUGCAACAGGCUCUGCUUUGGGGAGGGUGCAGGUGGGCUACACCUGCUGCUUCUGUGGGGCAAUAGUCAAAGAAAGGAGAGAGACAAGGGGAAGAAGAAUCUUAUGCCUUAUGAUGGGAACUGUAUACAGAUAACAGAAGAACUGGACUUGGUGAAGAUUGAACUAAUUAACUGUUGAAAAAAUAUAGAAAACCUCAUGCUUAGCAUAAGGAGUAGACAAUAUGGUUGAUCAAAAAAAGAACCCCAACCAACCUUCUCUGCUUCAAAUAUAUUGGGAAAGCCCUGACUUGCUGGAGCCUCCCAUGUUUGCUGUUGUUGGGAAGACGAUGCUGGUCAGGGUGACCCAUAUGGCAACUGGUGCAUUCUCCCCAUCCAAAAUUUGUCCAUCAUUGUCACUGGUCACCUCUGCCAAGUUUCAAGAUGGUCCUGAAAGUGUGGAUGAAAGGGUUAGGGUGUGCAAACAUCUGAGCCUAGGGAGCUGGAUGUUUCUGCUUGCUGUGUAGGAAGGCUGCCCCACUGUAUCAGAAGUCAAGUGGUGGCUUGCCUUAGCUGGAUAAGGACAGUGGAUCUGGUGUCUGGGAAUUCUUACUUUCCAUGUAAAUGCCUGGCUUGAGGCAGGAAUGACUCUUGUGCCACCUCUCUCCUUCAGCAGGAACAUGAGGAAACAGAGUCAGGCUUUAGGGUGCACAGAGGACAUCCCUACCUGGAAAGAUGGAACCAAACACACUCUCUCCUCCUAAGAAGCUUUGUAUUUGAGCUGAGCCACAAAGAAAUGGGAUCAGGAAUGUGAUCUCUGCAUCCAAGAUAGCCAGUAAAGGAGUCAGAGGAGCUGACCCACUGGUACUUGCAGGGCAGAGCCCCAGGGUUGCUCUCCAGCUGAUGUCCCUAUAACAGUUCCCGGUGAGAGUUACUGGGAAGCCAAAGCUGCAAUUAAUGGCCCCAAGUUAUGACAGAGGGACCAGGGACUCAUCCUGCUCUGAAUUACACCUGUGAAGAGUCUUACCAGGAGAGACAUGGGAAGCAGCAGUCCAAGGCAGUGAGAGUCAGAAACCAGCCUGGAAACAGCCAGAGACACAGCAGGCAGUUUAAACAGGCACUUGGCUGAGCGUAUCUAUUUCAGGAUGAGUCUCCCCCUGUGAUUUUCUUACUUACUGCCUUCUUCCUGGUCAGCAGAGGCCGCAUGCCUUACAGAGAGCAAUAAACAAAGAUUACUGGGUUGAAGACCUGGUGGUGAAUGUGUCUAAGUCCUCCUAGGAUAGAAUUUACACAGUGGUGUGUUCAAAAGAGAAAGUCUGCUGGUCAGCAAGAAACCUAAGAAAAUGAAUAAUUCUGUCAGGGAUGGAGAGUGUCAUAAACACAGUGCUCUAAAACACCUCUUUUAAAGAGGGAAGCUGUACCAUAUUAUUUUACUAACAAGCCUGUGACCCGGGCAGACUGUUCAUGUCAAAUCACAAUGUGCCUAUUUUCUGGCUCAAGGCAUCGGCUCCCAGCUGCUUUACCGAUGUGAAAUG
Messenger RNA from Cuculus canorus (common cuckoo), 4126 nucleotides. RefSeq names its product low density lipoprotein receptor class A domain containing 1 (gene LDLRAD1). The coding region runs from base 1 to 621 and encodes 206 amino acids. Gene Ontology annotation, molecular function: protein binding. The record is from RefSeq and is a predicted model, not a curated record. NCBI's taxonomy places the organism in Eukaryota, Metazoa, Chordata, Aves, Cuculiformes, Cuculidae. The transcript is spliced from 6 exons.